AUGGAGGCAGCAUCUGCGCGCAUGGCCGCCCGCGACCGCUACGGCGCGUUUGGCGAGGCCCCCACCUCCGCGCUGCAGCGCUUUAUAUUACAGGCUUGCGACCCGCAGAACUUCGAGCCUAAUCUUGCGCUGAACCUCGAGAUCACCGACCUGAUCAACCAAAAAAAGGGUUCUGCGCCUCGAGAAGCAGCCGUGUCUAUUGUGCACUACGUUAACCACCGCAACCAGAACGUCGCCCUACUCGCACUCAAUCUCCUCGACAUCUGCGUGAAGAACUGCGGCUACCCGUUCCACCUCCAGAUCAGCACCAAGGAGUUCCUCAACGAGCUCGUCCGCCGCUUUCCCGAGCGCCCGCCAGUGCACUCUUCGCGCGUCCAGAACCGAAUCCUCGAGCUGAUUGAAGAGUGGCGUCAGACAAUAUGCCAGACAUCGCGCUACAAGGACGACCUAGGCUUCGUCAGAGACAUGCACAGACUCCUGAGCUACAAGGGCUAUAUAUUCCCAGAAGUACGAAAGGAGGAUGCUGCCGUGCUCAACCCGAGCGAUAACCUUCGAUCCGCCGAAGAAAUGGAGGCCGAAGAAAGGGAGGCGCAGUCUGCAAAACUCCAAGAGCUCAUUCGUCGUGGUGGGCCUCAGGACCUGCAGGAGGCGAACAAGCUCAUGAAAGUAAUGGCUGGGUACGACCAAAGAAACAAGACAGACUGGCGAGCAAAGGCAGCUGAGGAAGUUGGCAAGAUUCAGCAGAAAGCGAGGAUACUCGAGGAGAUGCUGCAGAGUUACAAGCCCGGGGACCAGCUCAAGGAGGGUGACGUUUUCGAGGAACUUGCUAGUGCUCUCCAAAACGCACAGCCUAAAAUCCAUAAAAUGUGCGAAGAGGACUCGGAAGACACAGAGGCCGUGGCGAAGCUAUUCGAAAUCAACGACAGCAUACACCGUACAAUACAAAGAUACAAGCUGAUUAAGGAGGGCGAUAUCGACGGUGCAAACAAGAUACCACAGGGCACACUCGGACGCAGUGGCGCUGGAGUCUCGAAGGGUGCAAACAACCAGUUGAACUUGAUCGAUUUCGGCGAUCCCGAGCCUACACCUGCUCCUGCAGCAGCAGAAUCUUCCGGUGCGGCCUCAUCGCAACCAGCAGGUAAGGGCAACGCCUUGGAGGAUGAUCUGCUAGGGUUGUCUCUGGGUGUUGACAGCUAUGGUCAAUCGGGCAGCAUAGCGCUUGGUGGUUCGAACGGAUCAGUGCUUGGCCUGUCAGGAGGGCCGGUACCCCAACACCAGAAAGCUUCAAACCAAGCAAUCACCGACCUCUUUGCCUCCGGACCGCGAUCGACACCACCCCCACAACAAAUAUCUUCACCACCACCAUCUGCCACCUUUUCGCCUGGGCCCACACAGCCCUCUCGUACACCAGAUCCUUUUGCUGCACUCACGUCAACACCUCGUCAGGGCUCGCCGUUCCAGUACCAGCAGUCAAUAAAGCCACCAGCACCUUCAUCCGCAGCAGUCGACCUGUUAGGCGGUGACAUCUCUGCGCCGACUUCCAAUCUGGCCCAGAGCAGUACGAGCGCGGCCAACGACGAUGACGAGUGGACCUUUGCAUCUUCUGUCCCGGAUAGCUCAAAGGAAAUCACAGUCGUCAACUCGAGUGUCAACGUAAUAUUCAACAUCUCACGAGAGACCGACACAGCCUUACUGAUUCACUCUCGCGUGUCGAAUAAUACACCAUUGCCAGUAUCUGGUCUCACUCUGCAAGUCGCAGCAUCCAAGGGCGCACAAUUACAAUUAGAGCCUCAGUCUGGCGUUACGCUUGCGCCGAACCAGAAGCACGGAAUUACACAAAACAUUCGCGUGAACAAUGUCCAGCGAGGCACAGGAAACAGUGUGAAGAUGCGGUGGAAGGCAUCCUACUCUCUGGGUGGGCAGCAGAAGAGUGAGCAAGGGGAGAUCGCUAGCUUAGGUGUCUCGUAG
Messenger RNA from Ascochyta rabiei, 1968 nucleotides. Its product is annotated as ARF-binding protein. Gene Ontology annotation, biological process: Golgi to endosome transport; protein transport to vacuole involved in ubiquitin-dependent protein catabolic process via the multivesicular body sorting pathway; Golgi to vacuole transport. Bases 1 to 1968 code for a protein of 655 amino acids. Gene Ontology annotation, cellular component: trans-Golgi network. The record is from RefSeq and is a predicted model, not a curated record. NCBI's taxonomy places the organism in Eukaryota, Fungi, Ascomycota, Dothideomycetes, Pleosporales, Didymellaceae. Gene Ontology annotation, molecular function: phosphatidylinositol binding; ubiquitin binding. The transcript has 7 exons.